Kwoniella shivajii is the source of this 909-nucleotide messenger RNA. RefSeq lists its product as uncharacterized. The transcript has 7 exons. NCBI's taxonomy places the organism in Eukaryota, Fungi, Basidiomycota, Tremellomycetes, Tremellales, Cryptococcaceae. Bases 1 to 909 code for a protein of 302 amino acids. The record is from RefSeq and is a predicted model, not a curated record.
AUGGCGUUGAAUAUACUCACUCCUUCUCAAGUCCAACAAUGGAAAGAAGAUGGUUAUUUACUUCUACCCAAUUUCUUUUCUCCCGAAGAAUCGGAAGAAAUGUUAGACGAAGCUAAGCGGUUAUGCGAUGAAUUCGACGUCACAGAUCAUCCAAUGACAACAUUCAAGACUCAAGCUGAUGGUGAGCAUGUCGGAGAUGAUUAUUUCUUAAGUUCAGGAGACAAGAUAAGAUAUUUCCUCGAACCAUCUUCGUUAGCAACUGCAACUCCAUCUGAGCCAUCCAAGCUACUAGUCGAACCUGCAAAAUCAAUAAAUAAAAUAGGUCAUGCGUUAGCACCUUUAAAUCCCAUUUAUAAGAAAUAUACUCUGGAUAAUCCAAAGAUCGUUGGUCUAGCAAAAGAUUUAGGCGAACAGGAAAGUCCUAGGGUGUUGCAGAGUAUGAUCAUUUGUAAACAACCUAGGAUAGGUGGUAUAGUACCAUGCCACAACGAUUCGACAUUCCUUUACACCGAUCCACCUAGUGCCAUAGGUUGUUGGAUCGCUUUGGAAGACUGCACACCUUCGAACGGAUGUUUGUCAUUCUUGCCUGGAUCCCACAAAGCAGCUAGAAUCGCUUCGAGAUUCGUUCGUGAUCCCUCUGGAAAAGGAACUACUUUCACAGAUGUUCCUGGAAUAGAAAAGAAUCAGGAAAAUUGGGAUGAAAUGGAAGGUUGGAAAGAAGCUAGUUGUCCCGCUGGCACUUUAGUUUUGAUCCAUGGAAGCGUAAUGCAUAAAUCACCACCUAACAAAUCAGAUAAAUCGAGAUUGAUCUAUACGUUUCAUAUGAUCGAAGGUGGAAACGGUACAAUAUACGAUGAGAAGAAUUGGCUACAACCUACUGAAGAGAUGCCUUUCCCAGCUCUCUUUUGA